AUGUUUCUACACCAAUUUUUACCCAAACUUCAAACUCUUCUCUUAAUCACUACAUUCUCCCCUUGUGUCUCUUCCCAUCCCGAAACUCUUAGUUACUCGCUGGAAACCUCAAACAACCAUAAUGAAGAGUUUAAACCCCUCUCUUGCGAACAUCUUUGCCCUCUUACCGAAGCUUUCCUUAAAAGACCCUGUGCCAUAGACACAAAACUUUGGGUGACAGUUUGUCCCAAAACCGCGGAAUUGGAAGGAAUUGAAAACCCUUUGGAUUUUGACAAGCUAGAGGAUGAGGAAAUUAAUGAAAGGGUGGAUGUUUUAAAGGAGGGAACAGAACAUUUGAUCAAUGAAAAUGAAAAAAUAAUUGAUGAAAGUAUAAAAAUAAAUACCAAAAAUAAAUUUAUUCGAUGGCUAACAGGAGGAGAGACCCCAAAAUUUGAUGAAAAUGGAAUUUAUCGAAAGAAAAAUUCAAACAAAAAUUCUAAGAGGUCUUGGAGUCUGUUAAGGUCUAAAAUUGAUGAAAAUAAAGGAGAAUGGGAUGGGCCUAUAUUUAAUUAUAAAAAUAAAAAGGUAUUGCAAUGCAAGGGUUGGCAAAAGUUGAAAAACCAAUUCGGCUCUUAUUGGAGAGUGGCCAAGGAAGUUUGGGAUGAAUAUAAAAAGAAGCCGUUGUAUCCACAGGCUGAGGCUUUUUAUUACAAGUUGGUGUUUUUACUUAAAAAAGGCAAAAUCUCGAUAUAAGAGGCUCGUCAAAGAGAGUCUUGAACAUCGAGAAUAUCGGUCUCGAUAAUCAAAGGAUUUUUUAAUUUCAAAAAAUUUUUUAAACGAGAUCUCGUUUAGAUUUUUAAUAAUUCCGCUUUAUCAGUGAUGUACCUUUACGGAUUUUGCAAAAUGUCACAUCCCUAUAUUCAAAUAAAACUUCAAAAAGACUCGUUAAACAGUAGAACUUCUCUAACAUAUCCUCGGGACUGAAUUUAGCUGACCUAUAAAGCAGGACUGUAUUUUUUUCGCUUCCGUCUUCCUUCGAAUUCCGUUCUUUAGGGUCUUCCGCUUCCGUUUUUAAAUUUUCUUCCGUUUCUUCCGCCAUCCGCCAUCCGCCUUCCGUCUUAUUAU
Meloidogyne enterolobii is the source of this 1104-nucleotide messenger RNA. The record is from the annotation of a GenBank genome assembly. Lineage: Eukaryota; Metazoa; Nematoda; Chromadorea; Rhabditida; Meloidogynidae.